Penicillium angulare is the source of this 585-nucleotide messenger RNA. RefSeq lists its product as uncharacterized. Gene Ontology annotation, molecular function: damaged DNA binding; single-stranded DNA binding. The transcript has a single exon. The record is from RefSeq and is a predicted model, not a curated record. The coding region runs from base 1 to 585 and encodes 194 amino acids. Gene Ontology annotation, biological process: nucleotide-excision repair; mismatch repair. Gene Ontology annotation, cellular component: nucleus; cytoplasm; nucleotide-excision repair factor 2 complex. Lineage: Eukaryota; Fungi; Ascomycota; Eurotiomycetes; Eurotiales; Aspergillaceae.
AUGGCACGCCAAACCCCAGCCCGCGCUACUCGGAGUAGGGCAUCCCGCGGUCGCGAGCCAAAGCAUGGGAAACCACACGAAGGUCAAGUCCCGGAGGUUUACCAAGAAAUGCUGGAAGAGGCCGAGGCGCGAGAUCCUGAACAGUUCCACACGAAUAGGCCCAUCAAGAGACGCAAAGUGGGUGAUACGAAGGCUAUUCCAGUCGACACGCCGGUAAAAGGCAAAGCCAGAAUUGUGAAAGAGCACAGCCCAGAGAUGCCUAGCACUCAACAAAUGCAGACUGUUUAUGACUCGACUACAGAGGACGAAUCAGACAUUGAAUGGGAGGAUGUGGAUGUGCAGCAACCAGCACAGGCACCAUCUAAUCUAGAUACAGCAUUACAAGGUGGGGAUGAACCCCUGCAGAUUACUUUUGACAAGGAGCCGGAAGUCAGAAAAAAAGUUCCGCCUAGAAGAAAACCUGUCACGGCGGCAGAGAAAAAAUUGCGAUUGGAUAUCCACAAAGUUCACUUGCUCUGUCUGCUGGGUCAUGUGAACUUGCGAAACUUGUGGUGCAAUGAUGAUGAGAUACAGGUUCUUACUUAA